UCGGAUGGUUGAAGGUGGGUGUGCUCUAUUUCUAAAACCAACCGUUUCCAGCCGAUGGACUGUGUGGAAAGAGGGCAUUCGGUUAGUGACUUCGAGGGACAGUACCACUCUUCUAUUCGAACUAAAAAUGAAAAUGUUUUGCCACUGUUAUCAGACACUUGACGCAAACUAUUUAGUUAUCUGAUAAGGGUAACCAUACAGCUUAAAGUUUACAGAAGUAAAGCAGCCACAGCAGCAUGAAGAACACUGGAAAACUGAAGGGAAAAACUGUGUUCAUCACCGGCGCCUCCCGUGGAAUCGGCAAGGCCAUCGCCCUGAAGGCUGCCCGCGAUGGUGCCAAUAUAGUCAUCGCAGCCAAGACAUCCGAGGCGCAUUCCAAGCUGCCCGGAACUAUAUACACGGCCGCGGAGGAGAUUGAGCGGGCUGGGGGUCGGGCGCUUCCCUGCAUCGUUGACGUGCGCGACGAGCGGCAGGUGCAGAAGGCCGUGGAAGCAGCGGUGGCCAAGUUUGGGGGCAUCGACAUCGUGGUUAACAACGCCAGCGCCAUAUCCAUUACAGGCACCCUUGGCACUGAAAUGAAGCGCUACGAUCUUAUGCAGACAGUCAACGCUAGGGGAACAUUCCUAGUUUCAAAGACUUGCUUGCCUUAUCUGCUGCUCAGCGAAAACCCUCAUAUUUUAAACCUUGCCCCUCCACUGAACUUGAGUCCCAAAUGGUUCGCCAACCACACCGCCUACACCAUAGCAAAAUACGGCAUGUCCAUGUGUGUACUGGGCAUGGCGGAGGAAUUUCGUUCCCAGGGCGUGGCUGUAAACGCGCUCUGGCCCCGCACCACGAUUCACACGGCGGCCGUCGAAAUGCUCAGCGGACCCGAGGGCGCUUUGUACUCUCGGAAGCCCGAGAUAAUGGCCGACGCGGCCUACGCAAUAUUUUGCCGUGACUCCAGGGAAUACACUGGUAACUUCUUUCUGGACGACGAGGUCCUGCUGGACGUAGGCGUGAAAGAUCUUGCCAAGUAUGCAUGCUACCCGGAAAAUAUACACCAAUUGGCUACGGAUAUUUUCCUUGAUGAAGCUGAUCUUUCAGCCAAACUGUAAAGACAUCAACUUGAAUAUAUACCUAUGUUAAUUUAAAUGGAUUUUUUUCAUGUUCAACUUGAAAAUAGAGAAAAAAUUGUUUUAAUCAG
Drosophila gunungcola (fruit fly) is the source of this 1186-nucleotide messenger RNA. RefSeq names its product hydroxysteroid dehydrogenase-like protein 2. The transcript is spliced from 4 exons. NCBI's taxonomy places the organism in Eukaryota, Metazoa, Arthropoda, Insecta, Diptera, Drosophilidae. Gene Ontology annotation, cellular component: mitochondrion. The coding region runs from base 237 to 1097 and encodes 286 amino acids. The record is from RefSeq and is a predicted model, not a curated record.